AUGCCUACUUUACGCCGCCCUCACCGAAAGUCUCGUGGAGGAUGCAAGGAAUGUAAGCGCCGCAAGAUCAAGUGCGACGAGACGCGUCCAUCUUGUUUUAACUGUACGCGGUAUUCUGUACAGUGCAAUUAUGCAGCCGACAAGUCGAAGCAAGACGGUAUCUGGUCGCCCCCAGCACAAAGCUCUAAUUCGCCUCCAUUGGAUUUGUCGUCAGAGGGCUUUCAGCAGACAAGAGAUCAGUCCAGCCCUGGAUUCAGCCCUUUUGAUAGCCCGAGUAUUACACAGCUCGGCCAGUCCUGGGGACGAGAUCUUGAAUUGAUGCACCAUUACUGCACUGUCACUAGUAACACCAUGGCAUGUCAAGAAUCUGCGCGGCACGUGUGGAGGGUAGUAUUUCCCCAAAUGGGCUAUGUUCAUGAAUUCGUUAUGCAUGGUAUCCUAUCACUGGCUGCACUGCAUAAGGCUUAUCUGAUACCUGACAAACGCAACGUCUAUCUAACCCUAUCGUCCUUUCACCAUUCCAUUGGUCAGCAGACGUUCACAAGUUUACUCCCCGAUGUGAAUUGCUCCAACUGGCAGCCUGUCUUCUGUUUUGCGACGAUUAUCAUCGCUUAUGUCAUGACGCUCUCAACUCAGCCAAGUUGCCACUCACAGCCGGAAACAACGCCCAUAUCAAGAGUCUUGGAGCUGUUCUCUGUUACGAAAGGGAUUAGAAGCAUCUUGCUGCCAUUCAUUCCACAACUCAACGAUACACGACUGGCACCACUAGUGACCAGUGUUUGGCUGCUUUCAAUCGAUGGUGCUCUAGAUCCCAAGCCCUCCCUUGAGCAAUCGGUGCUUCCCGGUGACACUUUCAAUGCACUUUCCUGCCUUCGUCACGUUUUGUGCGAACACACUCCCGCCUAUAAGAAGGCAGACUACGAAAAAGCAGUUGCUACACUUGAAAUAUCAGCCGUUCAAACAGUUUGUGCUGAUGUAAAUGUCGAGGUCGGCGCCGUUCUAUUGUGGCCUUUCUUUCUCCCAGAUAGUAUUAUCGCCGACACUAGAGAGCGAAAGCCCCUCGCUUUGGUGAUACUGUCUUACUACGCAGUUUACAUUCACACGUUAGACAAAUCGUAUUGGUUUUUAAGAGACUGGGGUCGAAGACUGCUAAAUGAUAUUGAAAAGCAUAUUGGGGAUGCAGAGCUGUUUAGGGAGCUCUUGGAGUGGCCACGAAGACAUAUUGAUGGUAAAGCAUAG
Messenger RNA from Clonostachys byssicola, 1239 nucleotides. The record is from the annotation of a GenBank genome assembly. Lineage: Eukaryota; Fungi; Ascomycota; Sordariomycetes; Hypocreales; Bionectriaceae.